Castor canadensis (American beaver) is the source of this 616-nucleotide messenger RNA. The record is from RefSeq and is a predicted model, not a curated record. Lineage: Eukaryota; Metazoa; Chordata; Mammalia; Rodentia; Castoridae.
AUGAGGCACUGCAUUAGCCGGGUCAGCUUUUUGAAGGGAGAACAUAAGUCAACCCAUGUCCUGGGUGAGCCUUGCAGUGGGAAAAUCCUAGAGCCUGGCAUGCUGGAGAAGCUUGUGAAAAACCUGGUGCCUUCCCUGCAGAGAGGGGAUCCCUUCUUUGUUCCAGCCUUCCUGUACGCCUACCGAAGGUUCUCCACUACUAAGCAGGUGCUGGAUCUGUUUUUUAAAAGGUAUGGAUUCUUCCAUGAUGAUUGUGAGGAGGAUGAGCAAAUAAAGAACCUCAUCUGCUUCUUCCUCGGGAUGUGGCUGGACAAGUAUCCUGAUGAUUUCUGCAAGUCUGAAGACCUGGCCAUCUUGAAUCAGUUGAUGGCCUAUCUGCUGGUCAACAUGCCUUUCUCAGAACUGACAGUUCGUGUCCACCGUCUGUUGACUCAGCUAGAGGACUUGGAAUCAACUGAUACACAGCUCAAGCACAGUGAGGAGACCUUCAGUAAGUGGCUUAUAACAGGGGAGGAGGUGUGGGUACUGGCCCUGACCGGGAGCAGACUGAAGAGACUGGUGUUUUUUGCCACUAGACAUCAGUUUACCCCAGUCUGGGAAGAUGUCCUGUUCUUGG